GCGGCCGGCUGGUGGCCGCGGGGGCUGUUGCAGCAGCGGCGGCGGCGGCGGGCGGAGCGGCGGCGGCGGCGGCGGCGGCCGGGGGCGGCCGAGGAGGAGGCGGCGGCGGCCGAGGAGGAGGCGGCGCGGGCGGCGGCGCAGGGGGGGGCGCCGGGCGAGAAGCGGCGGCGGCGGCGGCGGAGGCCGAGCGGCGGCGGCGGCGGCGGGCGGCGGCAUCAUGGCGGACAGAGACAGCGGCAGCGAGCAGGGCGGCGGCGGCGGGGGCGCGGCGGGCGCCGGGGGGCCGGGCUCGGGCGGCGGCGGCGGCGGCGGCGGCGGCCCGGGCGGCGGCCUGCAGCAUGAGACGCAGGAGCUGGCCUCCAAGCGGGUGGACAUCCAGAACAAGCGCUUCUACCUGGACGUCAAGCAGAACGCCAAGGGCCGCUUCCUCAAGAUCGCCGAGGUGGGGGCGGGCGGCAACAAGAGCCGCCUGACCCUCUCCAUGUCGGUGGCCGUCGAGUUCCGCGACUACCUGGGCGACUUCAUCGAGCACUACGCGCAGCUGGGGCCCAGCCAGCCCCCCGAGCUGGCGCAGGCGGCCGACGAGCCCCGGCGGGCGCUCAAGAGCGAGUUCCUGGUGCGGGAGAACCGCAAGUACUACAUGGAUCUGAAGGAGAACCAGCGCGGGCGCUUCCUCCGCGUCCGCCAGACCGUCAACCGCGGUCCGGGACUGGGCUCCACGCAGGGCCAGACCAUCGCCCUGCCGGCCCAGGGCCUGAUCGAGUUCCGCGACGCCCUGGCCAAGCUCAUCGACGACUACGGGGUGGAGGAGGAGCCGGCCGAGCUGCCCGAGGGCACCUCCUUGACUGUGGACAACAAGCGCUUCUUCUUCGACGUGGGCUCCAACAAGUACGGCGUGUUCAUGCGGGUGAGCGAGGUGAAGCCCACCUACCGCAACUCCAUCACCGUCCCCUACAAGGUCUGGGCCAAGUUCGGCCACACCUUCUGCAAGUACUCGGACGAGAUGAAGAAGAUCCAGGAGAAGCAGCGGGACAAGCGCGCCGCCGCCGCCGCCGCCCCCCCCGCGGGCGCCGGGGCCGAGCCGCCCCCCGAGGCCGAGGCUGCCGCCGCCGCCGCCGGGCCGCCCGGCGCCCUGCUGCAGGCCGAGGAGCCCGAGGAGGACUGACCGCCCGCCCCCCGGGACGCGGACUGGCCCCGCCGCCGGCGGGAGGGAGGGCGGGCGGCGGGGCGGGGGGGGCGCGGCGAGAUGCCCUCCCCGCUGCCCGGCGCCCCCCCCGGCCGCGCCGCCCGCCCGGCGCCCCCCCGCCGCCCGGCAGCAGCGCCUUCGAACCGCCACCCAUCGCUGGAUGUUCCUCCACUUUACCCACCUAUCAAACAGUAAGCAGCUGCUAAAACAAAACAAAACAAAAAAAAAAACAAAACACACAAAAAAAAAGUCAAAAAAAGUAAUAACAUUAUAUAUGAACUGUGUUUCCUACUUGAUUAAAAAUAUAAAGAACUGAGUGUUUAUUUCCCUAAUUAACCGAGAACUUUUGUACACGUUUAAGCUAUUAUUAUUAAAAGUGUUUGCAAAAAUGGUCAAGAUUAUAAUAUUGCUGAAUUAUAUAAAAAAGUCCUUUUCAUGUUGAGCUAACAUUUGACUUUAGCACAAAAAAAAGAGAUAUUUUAGAACACGUAAAAUAAUAUUUUUAGUUUUUUCUUCUCAUUUUGUUACCAAAUUUUGAACCUUACAUGGAGGUUACUAUAGUAUAUUUGACACCCUAUAUACCUGUGAUUAGAGAUGUGUAUAUAUAUAUGAGGGCUAGGCAUGCUGUGUGUCUGAGCUUUGUCUAAAUGUUAUGCAGAAGUUUGUAGAGUUAAAAGGUACGUAGGUUUAAUUCAUGCAAGGUAAACAAUAAGUGCUCUCUUUUAUACAAUAUGCAUUGCAUCUGGACCUUAAACAUAUAAAAAUGGUCAGUGAAACUUCUGUGAACAUGAAGAAAAAUUAUUAAAAAAGGCAUUUAAAUGAAAUUUGCUAACUUGUGAUUUUUACGUUUGAACCAAAGUUAUUCAAAUAGUAAAAAAAAAAAAAAAAAAGAAAAAAAAAAGAAAAGGAAAAAAAAAGGAAAAAAGAGAGAGAGAGAAAAAAAAAAAAGGAAGCAUUUCCUCCCGUAAUAUUUUUUUCUGCACCUGUUUGGUUUACAACUGAGUAGGCGUAUUGUAAUUAUUGUGUAUAUGAGAUGUACUUGUAUUGUUCAUAAUAUAUUUUUUUUAUUCUGUGUACUUAAAGUACUUAUCCUGACGUGCAGCGGUUUCCAGUCAACCUGGUUUUGGACAGCAGGUAGUGAGUCUUUCCGUGUUGCCACUGGCAGUAGCGCUGUCUCCUCAACUCCUGAGAGGUCCGAGCCGAUGCUUUGGUCCCUGCCAGUGCCGUUAACUUCUGCAGGCCUGUUGGAAAUCAGUGCGAUGAUGCGAUGCAGAGGGAUCCUACUGAGCCAUGGGGUUCGGAGUUUCGGUUAAGAGUGAAAUCCAAGCCCGGUGUGUGUCUGUAAUGGAUUUCCAUGUAGCUGUGGUGCUAGUUCUUACUGGCUACAUACCUGGUGACAGCCGUGCCCUUCCCUCCCGUCCCAGCCUUCUCGCCGGUGUGCGCGCUCGCGGGCUCUGGUCGAAGCCUAGGGUAGGGAAACGCAGAUUUGUCAGAACACUAAUCUGUCCAGGUGUGUUCUCCAAAUUGAAAUUGUCUGUAAUAAUAAUAAGAAUAAUAAUAGACUUUUACAGGUUGUUUUUUGUUGUUUCGUUUUGUUUUUUUUUUCUUUUAAAAAAAAAGUCGGUGUGCUUUUAAUUGACUAACUUCUUGCUGCUGUAUAGUAAAAUAUUAAUAUAUUUUUAUCAUUAAACUGCUGCAUGACUAUCAUCAUUGCGAGGGAAGAGAAAACGUUAUAAAAAAAAAAAAGAUGCCUUAAACAGUGAAAACAAAACGUUUUAUUUUCUUGGCCAGAAUUCAGUAGACAGUGUUUCAGAGAAACUAAGAUCUUGUUCCACUCGGAAGUUCUUUUGGGUUGCAAUCAUUUUGAACCCUCUUGGCGGAGUUGGCCGCCUGGUAGACCUGGCUGCGCUUCUUUACCCAUGGUCGAGGAUGGAGGUUCGGAAGGGUGGGGAAAAAAAAACCCAAGCUUUGUUUUCAAGAGUUUUUAUUUCCUGCUGUCUUUUUAUUUCCAUUUGAAAUUAUAAUUUUUGACUUAUUUUUUUUUUUCGAGAUGUACUGUAAGUGUCAAAACAAGCUGUUUCCAUUGUACCAUGCAUUAUUUCCCUUUAAAGAAGUUUGCUGUUAGUGUUCACAGAAAGUUAAAUACUAGAUGCCGGUAGUGAGGUGUUUCUGUUUCUUUUAAACAAUCACUGGAAAUGUUAAAAAUUGCUUUAAUGUGCACUUUCGUAUUUCCCAGUAGUAAAAUAAGCUUUCGGAGUGCGUAAUGUGACAUUUGAGAUGGUUCUCAAUUGCAUGUAAACAUGUGUCUGAUAACCUGCUUUUGAAUCGGAGGGUCUGGAUGGGCAGUUCCAUCGAUUAUUGUACUUCAACUGUGAUGUGUGCGGGACUGCAUUCUCCAUGCUGCUAGACGUAGUUAGGAAAUUAAUUGCUUUGGUUUUUUUUGCUACUUGAUCGAUUGUCUCGGUCCUGCUGUUCACUGCCCUCCCGAAAGUUGUCGCGCUGCUGACGGACGCGCUCUGGUAGCUCCGGGCUGCUGCCUUGUCUUCCCAGCAAUAAGUAGCAGGAGGCGACGGGCGUGCGGCAGCGUGUCCGUCCGUCCCAGCCCCGGGAACGCGUCCGUCCCAGCCCCGGGAGCGUCGCCGUCCCGCAGGCGCUGCCCAGGGGCUCCCGGGAUCCGGCCGGUCCGGGGGCGCACGGGCCGCGCGGUCCCAGUCAAACCAGUACAGCCCGUCGCAGGCACUGGCAGCGCGGUGAACAGUGUCUUGAGAAGUUGUGGUCAGUUUUUGUCUUGUCUUGGGGUUUCUUCCGCGUGUUUUUGUUGUUGGGUUUUUUUCGUUGUUGUUGUUGUUAUUUUGUUUUCUUAACGCACGUUGUGUAUGUUCUAGGACUUUAUGAAUGAUGGUAAUGAAAGACUAAAAUGACUGUAAAGGUUCAUGGGAUUUCACUUCUGGUUUUGGUUUUGUUUUGAUUUUUUUGAAUUAUUUUUUUUUUCCCCAGAGGUGCCCGGUACUUUACCAAGCUCUAAUAUCUCAGUAUUUGAAACAAAGUACAGAAAACCCAGUUUAUGUUAGAAGAAAGGUAUAUUUGACCAUAUGUGUUGUUUUAAAAAAGACAGUAUGCUCAAAUGUGCCAAGAUAUCUAAUUCCUGAGAAGUAUGCCUUAUAUUUUCCUUGAUUAUAUGCUUUUAAAUGUGUUGUAGAUUAGGUCCAAAAGCAUGAUAAAAGCUACUUUAUAAUGACUACGUGCAAGAAAACUUGAAAUUCAUUGCAAUACUGACAUUAUUUUAUUUUUGAGUUAAAGGGACACUGUCAAGUUAUUUACCAUUGAAAUGCAACCACCCUUUAAGAGAAGGGUGAGAGACAAGAGAACUGUUCUCCAAAUUCAAAGUCGUUAUUAUUAAUUUUUUUAAAAAAAGUAAAAUUGCUCUAAGAAGUUAAAUGAUAAAAAGAAAAAGAAACGGCAUGAUUGGCUGUCGAUGCCUCUUUGUGGUCCCACCGCGAUGCCGCGGGGGCACUGGCUGGUCCCAGACUCGGAGGGGAUGCGCAGAGAACUUUAUGGGAAAAUUCCAUUUAAAAAAGAAAGAAGAGAAAGAAAAAAGAACUGAACAACGCAACUUGACAGUGUCACUUUGUGGCACGUCCCUCGCGGGGGGUGCGCAGCCCGGGCUGGCGUCGCGCGGAGGGGCCGCCCGGCGAGGCACAGACCAUCCCGUCUAGCGAGUGCUGCCCGUGAUUUUAACCCCUGCUCAGAGCCCACCCGUAACUCUUUUGUUUUUGGAAGGGGGGGGGGGGGGAGGGAGCAAUUACUUUGUUGCCUUUAAAAAUAGCACUGUAACCACCUUUUCUUACGAUUAGCUGUAGUAUAACCUUUGUCCCUUCAAACUAUGCAAGCUAUGAAAUGUAAAUUAGGGAUCAGUUAAAGAUAGUUGAUUAUAUUCAAUCAGAUGGCAUUCAUGCACUAACUGGAGUAUAUACAGAUAAAGCUAUUAGAGUGACUUGUAUGCUAACAGCGAGAUAUAACAUACCUACCUAUUCUAAAAAAAUGACUAUUAAUAUUGUAUAACAGGACUGUGGGGUUGGGGAGGGGAUGUUAUCUCUUACCUUCUGAAAAGGGGAUUUAAGAUUUUUAUAACUGUUUUUUCCAUCAAACUUUAAUAUUUUUGUCAAAUUUUUAGGUAUUUAAUUUGUAAAAUAGAUUUUGCUUUGUACUGACGUACAGAAAAUAGGGGUUGAUUUAAACUUUUUGAAGCCAAGUGAUCAACUACAUUUGUAAUAAAAAGUCAAUGGAUGUAUAUCAGUCGUACUCACUGUUUUCAUUUCUUGUACGUUCUAAUGCAGUGGCGUUGUAUGUCUCCCAAGGAAAAAAAAUUGGGGAGGUGGGUGGAAGGAAAAGGCAAAAAGAUCAGCAUUGACGCUGCACAUUGAUGUGACUUUCCAUCUGCAAGUGGCCCCUGGUCAGUGGAGAUUUGGUAGAUAUGCAUUUUUACUAAAAAACACCUGCACUUUUUGGAGAAGGGUUUACAAAAACCUGACGUCUUUGGCAUGUCUUCACUUCAUGCUUGUGCCCGUAAACUCUAAAGCUGCCCUUUGGGAAGCACAUUUCCCUGGCACUUAAACCCAAAACCCGACAAGGCAAAGCUUUGAUUUCUUGUGAGGUGGUGAACCACGGCACGUUACGUUUUUGCACCUGCACACUUUGUCUCCCCCAAAGGUCUGCCCUUUCUUUUCUCUAAGUUCAGCAGGCUAAACUUUUGGGUUCGUUUGUUUGUUUUUAGUAAAAUUACCAAGCGUUUUAAAGACUUCAGCAGAUCCACUGAGUUUGGAUCCAACACCUUGCAGAGCACUGGCAUAAUGAUUUUUUUGUUUGUUUGCUUUAAACCCAGACCUCCCAUUUCCCGGCCCAGGGCAUAUACCAAAUCUGAUUGACUUGUCUGUGGCAGAAGCUGUGGGAGCCAGAAGUGGAGAAUCCUGACAUUAAUGUACAAGAAUGCUAAAACAGGUUUACAUUUCGGGGGACUCCCAUGAAACACAAAAACUCUAUAACUAGAACCGACCGAUUUCUGGGUUGUGCUAGUCCAAGAGUAGAAACCGUGUCUCUCUUAGGUGACUUGGAAAGACAGCAGGGAAAGCAAAUUCUCCCACAACCGUGCAAUUCGCUUAUUCGAAAACCUGCUGCUUCUUACCGGCUUGGAUUGCUUUUUGAGAGGGAGGGCUCUGCUUUAAGUGCUGGAGAGUUUCUCUGUUAAAACAACACUGUCAGUAUCUUUUUAAGUGCAAAUUUUAAAUCCUGCUUUGCACCUUUUAUUUUCGUUUCCUUUCCACCUUGCUUUUUGUCAGGCUUACCCUAACUUUCCUUUUAUUUCCUUACUAUCCUCCCUUGCUGGCUUGUCGACUUGUAUAAUUGAAGGGUCACUGUUCGUGUUGGUGGUUGGACUCUUUGGAGGAGGAAUCCAGCGUAGUUUUAGGUUCUCGUGCCGAGCUUUGUACUUUUUGCACAUGCACUUCUUUCCCUAAAAGUUGGAGUUUUCUUGGCUCUGUCCUCUCACGUGUGAAGAGAGGUGAAAGGAUCUGAAUUUUGGGUAGCAGAACAGAGGAGCGGGCUGCAUGCAAAGCGUUGUCAAAAUGUUUUGACAAAACCGACGAGGUAAACAAGCGAGUUCCAUUUUUAUUCUUGAUUCCUUCUGCUGUUGCCAUCUCCUGUACCACUUGCAACAAUGAAAGAUAAUUUCAGCCCAGAGCUCUUUUUCUCAAGCCUCUGGUUCCUUUUACUCUGCUUGCUUGCACAUGAUUUAGCUCGCUGGCACCACAAAACAUUGUGCGUAGGUUGCAAACGUGGCGAGGAGAUAUGUAUAUAUAUAUAGGUUAAAGCUAGUUAAGGUUAAUCUAAACAGACUUUCAAAACGAUAACCCUUUUUUAAACACCUGUUUUAGCUGGAGCCUUAUCUUUGGACCUGAAGUUCAUGGCUUUUUAUUUGUUGUUCUCAUAAGUGGGCUCUUUCACGCUGAGGUGACUGAUGGCACGGGGAGGAUGCUCCUCUCCUCUCCUCUCCUCUGCGGAGCUGGGAGUUUCUCUUAGCCUGCCUAUCCUUCUUUUUUUAUAUUUUAUCUUUCCAAAGCAUUUCAGUCCCUGGUGGGACCGUGUUUUAGCAGUGUCUGGGGAAAAGUCAGCUUAUAUAGGGGUUCAUGAUGCAUCCCUCUUCUCGCAAAUGCAAGCAGGCCAUGAGGCUUUGCUGGGCCAUGCAUUGCUUGUCGUUGAUGUGGAUCUGGGCAGCUGUAGACAGCAGAGGGAAAUAAACACCAGAUCAUCCAUUUUUAGAGGUUCACAGAGUUACUCCUCCAAUGUAUACUGCGUAUUUUACUGCAGUUUGGAUGGGAUAAAUGGCGCCUCCGUUUGCAGGCGUCUUUCAUGCCGUUGUCGAUAAUGACGAUGCUUCCUGAGCUCGCAGACUCGAGUGGGUGCCAAUAAUCCACCUGGAGGGUGGGAAAAGGCUUUCAGGGCUGGCAGAGGCGGAUGGCCAAGGUGCAUCUUGGCCAUCUGCAAUUUGGUGUCUGUAUGUGGCUGAAGCCAGACGAGCCGUCAUGUUUUAUGGGAGAGGCGGAGCACGUCACGCUUGCCUCUGUAAAAGUAGCAAACACUUGCAUAGCCUGUUUGAGGCAAAAUAUCACAGAAGAGGGACAGUUGAAUUCAUGCAGCAAGGAGUGAGGCAUGUUUUCACAGAAAAAUGUCAGAUGGUUUAAGUGAAAAAAGAUAGAGGACUUCUGGUCCCAGUAUCUGUCUUUUGAGUGUUGACUGGUUAAAACAAGAUGGAGCGAGCGGCUGGAUAUCCAUCUGCGGAUCAACACUGCUGGCGCUUCUUUGCCUGGAGAGGGGAUCUGGUCCUGAGCCUUUUGCUCUGGAAGGCACCGCGUCCAGGCAGGACGGGGCCCUGCUCAGGCUGGCUCUACAUUUUGCCUGCAUGGGGGUAUUGUCUCAUUUUGGGUGACCAGGACACAACACUGGAUGUCCCCAGGACUAUCCGUGACAGCUUUGCAGCUCAGGUUGGGUGUGCGCUUCUGGAGCAAAGUGCUCUGCUGUCCCUGUGCCGCGUACCUUGGCUUUAUCAUGGAGCGCAUGACCUGAUGCGUUUGGGGUUUAAAUUAGCCAACGCAAGUUGUGGGCAUUAACUAAGCCAAAAGACAACCGGUGGGCAUUAGGUUUGUCAGACCAAGCUAGAGCUCACGGAGAGUAAAAUCCCCAAGACACAGAUAAUGUGACCAUCAGCUCCUGAGUAGUGACUCCUUUGCUGUUGAGCUUGUUGAGCUUGUUGUGUUUGCACCUAAUUGUCUUAAGGCUCGGGUUCGUGAGACGUACGUCUGGAUCAGCCGUCAGCUGGGAGAGCGCUUGCUUUGAGCAUCUUCUGGACCUCCCCAGCAGGUAACUUGGUCUUAACUCAGAUAAUUCCUUGGCUUUGCUGGUCAUCAGUUGGUUUAUUGUCCAUCCUAACAUUAGCUUUGCAAAAAUAUAUACCUUAGCCUUUUCUUAGGCUUAGGCCCCAUAGGAGACUGAACUGAAAAGAGGACUGGCAGGAACACUGGCAGUGUGAGUUUGCGCUGAGCCUUCCUGUCUGUGGCGCAGAAGGGUUUUUUUUCUUGAAACACUAUCUUGAAAUAUGCAGGAAGUGAAGAAAAGCUUCAUUCUUUCUGCCUCCGAUUGGAGAGGUGAGAGGUGUGGAGUUACAUCUGCAGCGUGGAAGGACGUGCCCCUCUUGGGGAGCGAGACCUUGGAGGGAGGCGGCUGUUGGAGCUGAUCCACUGCCCGCCGUUGGGAAGCCAAAGUGCAUGCCUUGGAGAUGUUUUGGCAGCUUUUCAGGGAAAAACCUCUACAUGUUGAAAUGUCAUCCUGAUCGGCAUGUUGGUUUCCCUGGAAAUCUGCUCUUAAAAGUGUCUUGCAAAUGGCAUCUGAAUCCGCAUGACCAUGCUGACCCCAGUGGGUUUGGAUUUCUCACUGGACAUGGUGCAGAGACUGUGCAGCAGCCGCCACGGGUGACUUUUGGUGAAAGAGAUCACAUCUCGCUGAUGCCCAUCAGUGGUUGUGACUGUGAGGUGGCACUGUCAUGCUUGCAGGAAGGUCUGGGAGCUGAGCCUGGGCUCUUGGCGACAUCUCAGAGACAUCCCAUCUUCAGCUGGACCAAUGCGCAGUUGCUCUAGAGCGGGCAAAAGCACAGGAGGCCUUGGAGCUGGGAUGUGAGGACACGGGAGCCGUGGGGCUGACCCCACUGGAGUGUUUUCAGCUCCUCUGUGUCAUCAGCUGUGCUGGUGUGGCUGGUGCUGAGGUGGACCUGCCGGCUUCGCACAGGGGCUGGAGGAGGCUGAGUCUAUGUAAGAUACAUGCCUGGGUGAUUUAUAUUGCUGGGAGUUGAGGGUGGACAAAAUGAGCAGUGGCACUUUUUUCUGUUGCCGGUGAACAUCUUGAUGUGCGAGUCGAGCUCAAUUGGCUGAGCUCUCAUCACACGUGCAGUGCCCUCCAGCUGGUAUUUUAGCCCCGGUCGAAGACUGGAGUGGGUUUGUUCUCCCAGCUCUGGGUAGGAAGCUGUGCUGUUGUGUGCCAGAGUGCAGGCCAGCGUUUGUGCUCCAUGGGUGGGACCUGUCUGGAUGGGACAUCUCGGAGCACUGCUGUUGUUUGAAGGUUAGCUGCAUUGCAUUGAGUGUCUGUCCCCCAGGUUGGGCUUGCUGUAGUGUCUCACUAGGGAAUACGUUUCGUUUCUCCGUGCUCUGUCCCGGUUGCACAGUAGUUUGUGAGUGCAAUGCAAGCUGGCUUUGUUGCCUCUAGUCUCCUGAAGUUUGGAACCUGCUUUUCCUGGGCUUGCCUUUCGCUCGAUCAUUUAGUACAGGCAGAAGAGCUCAAAGCAGCAGCUCCUUGGGAGCGUGCAUCAGCAUGCACAUGUCGGCUGGUCCAGACUCCUCAAGGCUCGCCCCAGGGUCAGGAGCUUUCGAUACCUUCCCUUCCCUUCCCUUCCCUUCCCUUCCCUUCCCUUCCCUUCCCUUCCCUUCCCUUCCCUUCCCUUCCCUUCCCUUCCCUUCCCUUCCCUUCCCUUCCCUUCCCUUCCCUUCCCUGCCCUGCCCUGCCCUGCCCUGCCCUGCCCUGCCCUGCCCUGCCCUGCCCUGCCCUGCCCUGCCCUCCCCUCUGCUUUCUUCUCUCUUCUUCCUCUUCCUCUCCUCCUCUCUUCUCUUUCUCUUCCCUUCUUCUCCUGCAUCACUCUGGUAGCAGUAGGUCCUGCUUCUCUCCCUUCUAGGCGAGCUGUGAAGGCUUGAUGAUCUGUCAAUGCUUCAAGAAGUGCCGGGGCCAGGGAGAGUGGAUAAAGGAUUUUGUGAAAUCUGGUAUUUAAACCUCCCACUCAAGUGAUGCUGAGGAGAGCUGGCAAUGCAGCAUUGGCUUAUCAGGAGCUGUGUGGGCAGGUCAACUUAAGAAAAACAUUAUGUGAGCAGCAGCAGAGGUGAAGCAAAGAAGCCGGUGUCUUGUCAGGUACAGAGUUGUAAAUGGCGCCAAAAUUUAUUUUUAUUAAAAAUAUUAUUUUAUUUAAAUAAUAGGUGACAGUAGGAUCACCGUUGCCUGGAGCUACUGAAAAGCAACAAGGCAAGUCUGUGAGCGAAACAGGGAAUAGAGGCUUUGAAUUAUUUGCUGGCAUUAAUAAUUCUGAACUAAGCACUGCAAAUUCAUGUCAUUGUCAUCUCUGCUUUCAUGUCUGCAAACAGUUUGGUUCGUGGAUGGGUCUUUUGACAUAACUGUGUUCAGAGGCUCAUUCAAUCAAAAGUUGGCUUCUGAGCUGCAACUGUCAAUAAAAGUCGUGGUAAAUGAGUCCUUGCAGGCUUCUGCCAGGCCAUGUGAAACUUAUCUUGUCCAAUGCAAGUAUCUAAUUGGUGGUUUAAAGUAAUUUAAAAAAGAAUCCUCUAACUGUCUGUCUAUUUUUAGUUUAAGGAUGGACUUUAUAUGGUCAUAAAGUAAAAAUUCUAAGCUUAAUUAUUGGGAAUUGAAGAACAUUGGCUUAAUUGCACUGGGAACUGCACGCACGAGUGCAGAGAGGACACACUUGACGAGUGAUGAUCUUCUGAUAAAAUACUAUACAGUGUGACAAGGGGAGGCACCGCAAGCUCCAGAAAGUGUCUUGAGGCCGAAGUUGCUGAGCUGGUAGAGAAGAGAUGACAUUAGAUCAUCUGCACAUGGUUGUGGUCCGUCCUCACCUCAGCACUGCCUGCCUUGCCUUUUACAUGUGGAAACUUGACGUGCAACUGGACAGGAUUAAAGGGAUGGCUGGUAUUUUAGUACUGAAGCCUUGGUUGAGGAGUGGUUCUCUCUUCUGGAGUAGCCUGCAGUUGCUGGGAAAGUAGCUCUGGGAGGUUUGGAUGACAGAGGGUUUGGUUGUGGGUCCGAACAAGAAAGAUGUCUGUAUACCGGUGUGGAAACAUGGAACAAAAAGAGUUGUUGUAGGCUUCUCAGCAGUGUAAAAAGACCCUGGUGUAGUUGGUUUGAUUGAAACUCAGCGGGGGUGAUGAAAAUCAGUAAGAUACUGCAUUGCCUGCCAUCGAACUAUACUGAACGGGCAUGCUGGGUCAUAAAGGUGUGAAGGAACACUAGAUCUAAAAAGCUGCCCUAAAAUCUGAGAGGAGGUUGGAGUAGUGAUGACCACGUGGCCAAAUUUAUGUUGGAUAUAAAUCCCAUAUUUUAAUGACAUGGAGGUAUUAGGGAAGGUUUAUGGAUAUCAUGGGGCUUGGGAGAAAACCAGGCUCAUGUGUCUUCAUAAACCUCUAAGAAAAAGUAAAUUCAUUUAUGUCCAUGUUAUCUAGCCGGAUUGUUUGGGAAGGAGCUGGCUAACAUUUUGGUGAACAGACAUCUUGAUUUACUUAAAGGAUCAUUUCUUGUAACAGCCUGGUAUAGAGUUAGCCUUGAUUUAGGACUAAAACGUAAGAACUGGCUCAAGAUACAAUUCUUCUUGAGUCAUUAAAUAUCAGUGACCACAGUACAAUUACAGGUUCAGCAUCCUCAAGGGUGGAAGGCUCUGGACUGAAAAUGAGGCUUGUGUUAUAAAAUAUUGCAGGGGGGAAGAUCAGGAAAAGCCCUUAGACUUGUCGGGGCAGGCCCAUAGAUACCUGGGAAAGUUACAGAUACCCACGUUAGGCAGAGCUCUGUCAUGAAGGAGCUUCAAAGCCCAAGUGAAAAUCAGUUACUAAGUAAAAUAAAGUUACCAAGUAGAAUAGUUAUAAAGGAAGGGACUUGUGGAGUCCAGCAGGACUCCAUCAAAAGACAGAAGUCUAACUCUUGUAGAGCAGACUGAAAGAGCCCUGUUGUACAGCAGGGACCCCGUGAUCUGGGAAUGCAGCAGUUUUGCGGGGGCUUUGAAGAGCUGGGGGCCUUGGGGAGCAAACGCUGUCUUAAAUAUAUCAGGGAGAAGGUCUGAGCACGCAGGACUGAAGGCACAGUUAAUUUUCUGCACUUCUUCAUGCUACUGCAUCAUUCUGGAGCGCAGGGUAUGUGUGAGAGCCCACCUGUCCGUCACCUCGUCCUUGGGGGUGGUACCGAUAAGGAGCAUCCCUCUGAACCUCGAGUGUUUGAGGCAGAGAUGCUGGAGCAAAGGACAUUCAAGUGGAAGAGCAACAGGUGUACCUAGCAGUGUAAAAAGAGCUUGACACUGAAAUGCUGAAGUUACUAGCAAAAACAGGGCUGUUAAAAAGGAGCUUAGUAUUCUUCAUGACUAGAUAACAUUGUAAUGUUGGAUUAUUAUUUUUUAAUUAGAGUAUUGAACAGGGCCCUGGGAAUUGCAAAUCAGUAACCCUGAAUGCCAGUUUGUGAAGGAGAAACCGAAGUGCUGUAACUCUUCAAUAUGUGGUAGGUUGAAAGCAAUCUACUUCCUGCGAAGAAAGGGGGUUGGACUACGUGGUCUUUGAAGGUCCCUUCCAACCCAAACCAUUCUGUGAUUCUAUGAUCAGUCUUGUUUUCUGAGUAAUCUACCAGAACCUUUGAAAAUGUUGGCAAACAGCAGGAGGUGGAGAAUCGAUUGAUCUUGGUUUUGGAUGUUUUAAAAGGUUUUAUCAAGUCCUCCCAAGAAGGUAUUUAUUAAACGUCAUGUUUGUGAUGAGGAGAGAAAUAUCAUGGAGUCCUUCCUUGAUUGCAGCCAAUGUUGAUCACUUGGACAGCACAAGGUAGACAAAAGUCUAAUUGGAGAUGGUGAUCACAGGUUUCCAGGUCUGAAUCUUGAAUAGAUCUUCAGCCUUUGAGCAAAUGAGUUUCCUCUGGAAAACACCGAUUAAUUAAAACCAAAGUUACCAGAUGGAGAAGGGCGAAUUUUCAUUGAACUUUUCAGGUGAGCACAUCUAGGUCCAGACUGCAAAGUCUGGUUGACCAGAGGAGAAACAAGCCCAAAAUACGGGGUAGCGUGGCAUCACUAUUUCUCCUGUGAUGUGACACCCCCAGUUCAAAUUCCUCCUCUGAGCUGACUUGCAGGUCUGCCAGACCCAGGAGCACACCUCAGCAACUAAUGUGUUCUGUUUUCUUUUGUUUUUACCCAGAAAAACCUAAAAUAUUUUGGUUUUGAUAAUGGGCAAAAAGGAAAGGAGUGGGGAGAGGGAUCUCAUCAGUUUUCCAGGUCUCCUCUAGCUCUGUUCAUGAGACCACGGUACCAAAGAGUAAGUGCUUUGAUAAAUCAUCGGAUUUUGCAAUAGAACAGGUUACCUGCAGGCGCCUCAAGGCUUUUGGGUAGUGUUUAAAUAUAAGGACCGGCAACUGAAAGAGCGGAGUGGUUGGUUUAUACUAGAGAAGCAACUUCGGUCUGGCCAGAAGAACAUGAUACGGUCGGGUACUGUGAGUGUGCAGCGGUGGGGAGAAAUUCAAUGCAAUAGGUAGGGGGGAAAAAAUUGAAAAGAAAAAGCAGUUUUCGAUGCUCCAACAAUACUGCCGAGCUUUAAGUGAUUUGCUCAUUCAAGAGUGAGAACAUCUGAUUCUGAGCAGCAAAAGAAAUUAAAUGGAAGUGCGUAGACUGCCAAAGAAAAUAACUGCGUGUUAGAGAUUGAGGUGCUGAGGUCUGAGAGGCUGCUGUGCGUGAACUCUCCUGUAACACAGUUCAUUAGACCCCCACGGUGUCCCUGUGCUGUUUUCCCUCGGUAAUCUGGUGGUUGUCACCGGCACAACCUUUGUCCCCUCCCCAUAGAAAUACUAAUUUCAUUAGAUUGCUCACUUCUAGUUAAAUUAUACCAGCUGACUUUGAAGUACUUAAUAUAAAAAUGUCGUGGUAUGCUUGCAUGGUAGUUAUUUGAUGUAAGAAAAAAAACCAACAUCUCUUGUGCUCUCUCUUUAGGAAUUUGGGGUUUGAGUUUCAUUGAGGACUGUUGUAGGUACCCAACUGCAAAGGAUCAGGCUCAUCUCUCUUAAAAAAAUGUAUUUCCUAGCUGAGAUUAGAAAUUAGAAGGCAAAUCAGAAGUUGUCUGUUAGAGGCUCAGAUGAUAAUAGCGACUCGUGCUAAAGGCUGUCCGUCCACAUAAAAAACUGCACGGCUGCUUCUGUUUUAACUGCUGUCUGGCAUUUGGGUAAUAGCAUUUUUUUCUAAAUGUACUAAGUAUAUUUGCCUUUAAAUCCUGUUAGGUACAGAUAAUGAUCAUUGGUAUUCUGUAAUUUAGCUCUAUACUAGCAUUCACAUUGGACUAGGCUUAAUAUUGUAAGUGUCAAAGAUGACUUGAAAAAGGAAAAUUAAUUUAUACCCUUUUCAUGCAGUUCUGCCCCAUAGAGGAGGUUGUUUGCAGAAGUGCUACAACUGUCUUCCCCUUUUACUUGCUGUGAUUCUCUGCAGGAGAGCAUACAGAUUUAAGUAUGUUUUUCCAUCCUUUGGAGACCCUGCGAUGUAAUCAUGGUGAGGUCCAUGGAAAUACCUGGAUAAACCGGGCCGGAACGCAGAGUUAAUGCAUCUUUUCCAGUUGUUUUUUUUUUAUUAUUCUGCUGUCAAUCAGGCCUCUGAGCUUUUUUUUUUUUAAAAAAAAAAAAAAAUGUAAAAACAUUAAAUUGUUUGAGUAAAAAUCACUUCCCUCAUCUGUCCAGUGUGACAUCCUCUAAUACUGUAGCUCUGUUCAGGCUGGAUUAUUCGUGAUCUUCCAGAAAAGGUAGAUGGGACUGGAAUUACUAAUGCCAAAACUUGCCCACGGCAAGGGAGGGAGGUCCUUGUUUUCAAGAUCAAACCCAUCCAGACUCUUUUCAGACACCCCGCAGCAUAGCACAAGGGUAUAAAUACCUACUUUUUCUUUUCCAGGUGAUCUUUAAGGCCAGGUGGUAGCGGGCAGGGACAGUCUGUCUGGCCGGACGGGCCGGGGGUCCUGCCCUUCACAUUCGCCCUGCUCCAGCAUUAAACCCAACAGUUUUUAGGCCGGGCUUUUGUCCUCCGAGCGGAGCUCAGCCCCCGGGUUCCCUUUGGCAUCCGCGCUGUCCCGCGCUCCUUCAUCUCGGCGGGUACGGGACCCGGCGCCUCCGCGGGUGAUGCCGCCCGCGCGUCGCCAGCCGCUCACUCCAUGCAUAGGGAGCUCCGUGUGGUUGGUUUUCACCAUUGUCCUCAAUUUCGAUCCCCAGGGCACAAAAAUUAGGACUUUCUCAGUUAAAGAAAUAAAAAAGCAAAGCAAAAUCUCUGGAGAGUGGUGUUUCCCUGCGAUAGUGGCGGCCGUUCACCACCCGCUUCUGUCCAGCCAUGACCCCUGGCUCGGUUCCGCUGGGUUUUUAGCCAUCUUGACCUCAUGUUUGCAAAUAUUAUUGGUAAUAUAAUGCUCUAUGUACAAAUGUCUGUGUGGCUCAUGUGUAUGUUUCUGUGGUUCAAGUCAGCCGCAGACUUCUGGAAUUUCAUUGUACUUUGGUUAAAUGUUGGACUUUUAACUCUUCUACUGUAUGGCUUCUUGAUUUCUCUUGUCCAUUGUGGACCAACUCUAUUUUUGGAAAUAAAUAAGCAUGUAAAUAAAAAGAAUGGGUUUAUGCCACUUUACAAGAAAAUGCUUUAUUUAAAAUAUACACUCAGUGUUGUAUAUUUUAUGGUAUCUCAGGGAUCGGACGAGGCUCAGGCACCAGCAGCCUUGGUGAUGAGAUACCUUAUUACGUACAAAUUCAUUUCCAAGUGGUUUCAGAAGAAGACUUUCCAUCCCCUGAGCCAAACCCCCCAUAGGACCAGCCUUGCGGAGGAGUGGGGGGAAAUCCAGACAGAAACGCAUAGUUGAAGGGGAGUAAAGGAAAGAAACCCAACUUUCCUCUCAACACAAGGCUUCUGGUUUGAGGUGUCCGGGUGCCAAAGAUGCCACCGAGUGUAGGGAUGCUGUGGGGCAGCUCUCGGCUCCUGCCCGGGAGCGCGUGGAGAUCAGGAGCACAAUGACUUCUUUUUAAUUUUUUCUAACUUUUCCAUAUAAACCAAUAUUUACCAGUAAUCCUGUGUUUCUGUUUUUGUUUUUUGGCAGACUUUUACCAGUAAAUAUCGGUUUAUUCCUGAAAGCAGAAGCCCUAAACAUACCUUUGUUAAUAAGUUUUCCUGCUCUGCAUCUCUGGGAACUGGAGCCCGCAGGACCUAGAGCCUUCUGUUGGUAACGUAGACCCGGGUUUACAAACUGUUCUUUACCUGCUUUUAAGGACAGAGGUGUUCCCAGCUGCCCGGUACGGGAACUGCUAGAAACCCUUGCAAAUGCAUUAAUUGCCUCACCUCUCCGAAGCCUGCGGGUAGGUCUCUAACAAGCAUCUUCAAGCUUGGGGCUGGUAAUAAUUUAUCCAAAAAUAUCCAGUAAAAAAGAAAAAUGCCAUUGCUGUUUUACAGUGAGCAGGACUGAGGGAGGGGAGGGCGGGAAAGGACUUUGAACAUUUGUUUCCGAUUUAUUGCUAGAAAGCAAGACUUGAUAAACUCCUCCACACCUGGGAGUGAAAGGCCUGAUCCUUAAAAGGACAUUGCUGGGCGGCCAGGACCCCAAAAGCAGCUGGUGCUUUUGAAUGAUGGGCAUCACUUUAGGUCAUUUUUUCCGGAGUUUUGGUUUGUACCGAGGCAAAUCAACUUGGGAGUGUUAAAACCUCCUUAUUUUUUCUUUCCGCAAGUGUUUGCGACCCAAACACAACAGCGUUAUGUUAGUACUCAAGAAAUGGAGGAACUGGAGGGGAAUAGACAAUGAGGUGACUGCAGAGUCCCGGCCAAUUUUUGUUUCUUCCACGCAAACAAAAUGAAAAAUACAAACCAAAAAACCAGCCCUCACCCCAAAAAAAACACAACCUCCCAAAAAACCAAGCCAAAGAGGGUCUCAGAUGCCUAAUGGUUGUGUCGUACGUGGCUGGCAAGAGUGGUUUUGGCGUAGCUGCAACCUAACUAUGUCCCUUUAAGGAGCAGCAGUAACUAAUUUCCUCUUAAUGACCCCAACGCUGGGGGUGUUGCCGCUCUCCGGUGCAGAUGGAAGCUCCUGCAGCCUUAGUUGGUGUCCAGAAUGCGGGGAGCCUUUCCAGCUGUGCAUGUUGAGCUGAAAACUACCUUUCCUCCCCUUUUGCAGCCUGGGUGGUUCUGCUUGCUGGCAGUUCCGUAACACAACUUUAAUCUGAGCAAUUGAGGCUGGCCCUACAUUAUCUCCAGACGUCUUGCAGAGGACUCCUGUUACCAGUUUGGUACCCAAAAGCUACAUCCCACCAUCAGAAGUCACUUAUUGAUUGUUUUUUUCAAAGGCAGUGAUAGAUUACCCUCGCUGGCUCUAAUGGAAAAAUGAUAAUUGCAAUGCAACUUUCUAAUAAAUUGUUCAUAUAUUCAUAAUUCCAUUGCAAUCCCAAAUUGGAGAAGAGAUCUGUUAAAGGUAUAUAUUAGUCUAGAUUUUUUUCUUAUUGUAAAUACUGUAAUUUUAUAAUACUGUCAAUAUUUUAUUAACUUAGAAAUAUUUAAGAGAGUUUAAUCUAUGGUAGCUGAUUGAUUUAUAGGUUUAUGUUGCAGCAAAUAUUGCAUUACAUUCUAAUGUAAGAUUAACUUUCAGCAUGUAAACGUUGAUUUAAUAUAUCAUUGGAAAGAUUAAGAGGGACAACUCUUAAUCUGUAAUACUUAUCCCCCAAUUCCCAGUUUGGAAUUAUUUAACAAAACAUGAGGAUCAUGAAUCAAGCAACUGCACUUGGAUGUGAAAACCUGAGUUUUGAAAUGUGAACAAGUGAACAAGUUUGCUUCGCUCUAUAAUCUAUAUAGACCAGAAGCCUUUGUUUUCAGCAAAGGGACACUGUCAGAUCGACUGUAGGUUCUUGUUUUAGGGGAGGGGAAAGGAAAAGCAAAGCAAACCUCACCCCCCGUGCAUGUGCGUUAGUUCCUUUAUAAUCGCAAGGGUGAAAUCCCCUUUUCUAGUUGGUAACCUCUCUCUAUUCGCCUGAUGGUGUCCCUUGCACAGCAUAAAGACGUUCACGUUCUCCGAAAACCCAUUAGAAGUGAUUUUCUGUUAAAGGCAGGGCAGAAUUGGUCUGUAAUAUGUUCGCAACGUGGCUUGCAUAGAAAUACCAAAAAUAUAUCAAGGAUUUUCACGGGAGCUGGUAUUUUUUGAGUGUAAAAGUUAAUCUUUAUUAGAGAUGUGCCAAUCUAUACUGCUUUGUUGUAGUGUUGUUAUACCUAGGCAUUUCAGUUAACUUACAAAUAUAUACUGUAACAGUAUACUUUGUACAGAUUUAUUUAAAAUUUAUUUGCAAACUGAAAUAAAGUAGGCAGAAAAUAAAGAUAUUUAUUUUUCAUUUGACUAUGUAAGAAGGUAUCAUUCUUUUGGUUUUAGUGCACUGGUGCACCAAGCCUCAGAACCACCGCUUUCUCCAGCGCAUAGGAUGCUUUUCCAAGACUGCGGAUACGUGUAUGUGUACUGCUGUAUUGAUAAGUAAAUGCCAACGAUGGAGUUAGUUGCUUUUAUACAUCCCAAAGAGAAGUUCUCCACCAGUCAUUUUCUGUUUUCUGACCGAAAAAGGUGUGUGUUUGUGAACGGUGUUCACGCGAGUUCUGCCGCCCCACUCUCACAUCAGCUUAUACCAAUGCCAGAAUGGGAGGAUUUGCCUGCGUACCUUCCCCAAAACGCCCCGGUCCGCAGUGGCAUCGUCAGGGAGCAGUUCAAACGUGUGUCCUUUGGACUUGGUGUAAAGCAAACGCAGAACGAGAAAAACUGAGAUGUUAAAUCCAUUAGAAAACAAAUUCCUUAUUGUACAGUAGUAUGGAGACCUCUAGUCAACCUGCCAUUAAUAGUAGAUUCUUAUUUUUUGAAUGAUCUAUUUAAAAGAACAGCAAGCAUUGUAUUUGCUAGUAAAUCUGACGUGUUUACAUGGAAUUACUAAAUAAAUUAUUUGAUCUAA
Molecule: messenger RNA, 19501 nt
Organism: Columba livia (rock pigeon)
Lineage: Eukaryota; Metazoa; Chordata; Aves; Columbiformes; Columbidae
Gene: PURA
Product: purine rich element binding protein A
Exons: 2
Coding region: 218-1165 (315 amino acids)
Biological process (GO): regulation of transcription by RNA polymerase II
Cellular component (GO): nucleus
Molecular function (GO): RNA polymerase II transcription regulatory region sequence-specific DNA binding; DNA-binding transcription factor activity, RNA polymerase II-specific; purine-rich negative regulatory element binding
Source: RefSeq, a predicted model, not a curated record